GGACUGAUCCCUGCAAUUCACAGUACCCUCUAAACCCGGCGAUAACUGCGCCGGUGUUGACCUCUCGGUGCGACCAUCACUUAUCUCUUCACCAAUAGAAUUAAAUUUUACUUUUUCUGAUUGAGCUCUGGCCAUGGCAGGGCAGGGGAGCUAUUGUUAUGGGGUUUAAAAAGGUAUCGUCUCAGGCUUAAUUUGCACAGAAGGAAGCUACCUUUUAUCUGUGUAAUUGAAUGGAAUAUACACUGAUCCGAUCAGCCAGAGGCAUUUCAGCCUCCUCAUAAAGAAGAAAAGGGGGGUUGAAGCACAAACCCCAUUGUAAAUAAAGUCUGAAAGAAAAAGCUAAUCUCUCUUUCUCUCUCUCGCCUUACCUCUCUGUCCCUCUGUCUGCUUCGUACUGUGAAGCUUGGAUAUCUGGGUUCCUCUUUUGCCUUUUCCUUUUCAGUAGAAUUCUCUCUCUCUCUCUCUCUCUCUCCUCUUUAAAAACCCACCAAUAAACAAUGGGAAGCUCAUAAAGAAGAAGACCCAUUUAAACACGCCCUAAUCUUUCUCCCUUAGCCUUUAUAUCCACCCACGGCCGAUUGUAGAAAAGCCAGAACAAAAAAAUAAAACGAUUUUGAAGUCUCUGAGGCUGAGAGGUCAAUUCUCUAAUACCCUAUCGACUCUUCUUCUUCGUUUGGCAGCCAUGGAUCAGAUGAGGAGAAGCCAUGUGCCAGCUUUCGGGAGCUGGGAUUGCGUGGAGGCGCUUCCCUACACGCAGUGCUUCGAGUCAGCGAGGCAAGCCGGGCUGCUCCGGUGCAGUUACCCAGGAGAUCGGGACUUGUACGUCGCCGGCGAUUUCUAUGAGACUGAUGUUCUCUCUCCAGCCAUGAUUGUCGUCCCUCGCCGAAGAGGAAAGGUUCGUUACCAGAAUGCGAAAGACGGAGGAGGAGGAGGAGGGCAGCAGGGUUGGGCGGUGAAGGAACCUCCGAGCCCACUUCCAUCGCCGCCGGGAAAAGCUCCUAAGGCUGUUGACGAAGAUCUCUACAAGAUCUCGCCGGCGCUCCUCCACCCACACGUCGGAAAAAAAAGAGGAUGGAGCUUCUUUUCCAGUUGCCUGCUGCCUGGCUGCGCUUCAUGAAUCCUGAUAUAUAUGCACACGUAUACACACAUAUAUACACGUGUGUUUGUGUGUGGUGGUGUUAAUGUGCUUUGUGUUGUAGUAGUGAAAGGCCAGAGAGCUGGCCGGGCGGAGAAGAUAAUCUGUCGUUGUCAAUUUGUUAUUAUAUUACUAUUAUUAUUAUUAUAUGAUGAUAAUGGGAGAAUUAAUGGUCUGAUCUUCAACUGUGCACU
Molecule: messenger RNA, 1329 nt
Organism: Diospyros lotus (date-plum)
Lineage: Eukaryota; Viridiplantae; Streptophyta; Magnoliopsida; Ericales; Ebenaceae
Exons: 4
Coding region: 683-1117 (144 amino acids)
Source: RefSeq, a predicted model, not a curated record